AUGGCUAGCAUUAGCAUGCCUCGCCUCUCAUUUUCACCACUCCUCCGCGCCCUGACGGCCGUCCUCCUCGUCUCGACCCUGACCUCUGCCCUUGUUGUCCCUCGUGUCGAGCAGCAUACCUUUAGUUCCGUGACCCCAUCGUCAUCGUCGGUGUCGACGACAUGGACUGAGGAGGAGCAAGUGGACCCGACGGGUAGGGCGUUCCCUAGGUUGAAGAACGAUUUGAUCCUGAGGGCUGCGAGGGGCGAGGAGACGGAGAGGGUUCCUGUGUGGGUUAUGCGGCAAGCUGGGCGGUACCUUCCUGAGUUCCGCAAGGUCAGGGAAGAACACGAAUUCUUCGAAAUCGUCCGGUCCCCUGAACUGGCCACAAUAGUAACCCUUCAACCCGUCGACCGCUACAAUAACCUCCUCGACGCCGCUAUCAUCUUUUCCGACAUCCUUGUCGUCCCCCAGGCACUCGGUCUUGUGGUAGAGAUGCUCCCCGGGAAGGGACCUUCCUUCCCCAACCCAUUGGCGUCACCGGAGGAUAUGAAGAGGUUGAAGAAGAAGGUGGAUGUGCAUAGGGAGUUGCAGUAUGUGUUUGAUGCGAUUACGAUGACGAGACAUGCAUUGGAGGGGAGGGUACCGUUGAUUGGGUUCUCUGGUGCUCCCUGGACUCUGAUGGCAUACAUGGUGGAGGGAGGAGGGAGCAAGACGUUCUCAAAGGCCAAGACAUGGAUCUUCCAGCACCCUAAAGAAUCCCAUGAACUCUUGCAAAUAAUCACGGACGUCUCCGUCGACUACCUCGUCGCCCAAGUCCACGCCGGAGCGCAGAUGCUCCAAAUUUUUGAAUCCUGGGCCGGAGAACUUGGCCCCAACGAGUUUGAGAAAUUCUCUCUCCCGUACCUCAUUCAAAUCGCGCGUCGCGUCAAAGCAGAGUUAGGACCUGAGAAGGCAGUGCCCAUGGCGGUGUUCGCAAAGGGCGCCUGGUUCGCGUUACACAAGUUGUCAGAUCCUUCUUCUGGGUUUGAUGUGGUCUCAUUGGAUUGGAGUCAUACCCCUGCGGGUGCCAAGGGUGUGAGUCGUGGAAGGGUGACGUUGCAGGGGAACUUGGACCCAACUGUGCUUUUGAGAGGGGAGGAUGCGAUUGUUAAAGAAACCGAGAAGAUGGUUCGAGGUUUCUUUGGUGGUGCUGAUGGUGGAAAGAAAUAUAUUGCGAAUUUGGGACAUGGGAUCCUGCCGGAUGUGUCAGUGGAUGCGAUGGAGGUUUUCUUGAAGACUGUUCAUCGCGUGGGGCGAGAGGUUGCUGCCGAGGGGUGGAAUGAGGCUGAAGGUGAGGGUGAGGGUGAGGCUGAAUUGUAG
Molecule: messenger RNA, 1341 nt
Organism: Linnemannia hyalina
Lineage: Eukaryota; Fungi; Mortierellomycota; Mortierellomycetes; Mortierellales; Mortierellaceae
Source: the annotation of a GenBank genome assembly